AUUGCUCUUAUACCAUCCGACUAUUACACUAUUCAACUCAAAGAACUAAAAUGGAAUUUUAGCACCCCUAAUAGGUGUGAGGGAAAUGAGAGAGAUAAAAGACCUGGUCUCCUUCCAAAGUGCCAAUCGCACAAAGAAUCCACAACGCGUUUUGCAGGAAUUCCCAAUGCGCAUCCUUAGUCUUGUCUUGCUAUUGUGCUUCACUUCCCAUGUUACAGGAGCUCAACAAUUGAGCCGAGGAAGACUGAUAGAUGUCAAAGGCGGACCUGAAUCGGUCGUUUGGGCGGUUCAGCUCUCCGAUCUCCAUUUCAGUGUCCACCACCCCGACAGAGCCCUUGAUUUCAAGAUCCUCGUGGGCCCUGCCCUCUCCAUGAUCAAUCCUUCCCUUGUCCUCAUCACUGGUGAUCUCACUGAUGGGAAGAGCAAGGACUUACUGACAAUGAAGCAAAAUGAGGACGAGUGGGUUGAAUACCAGACUGUAAUGGAGAAUGUUGCGAGAAGUAGUGGACUUGACAAGAGCAUCUUCUAUGAUCUUAGAGGAAAUCAUGAUAAUUUUGGUGUACCGGCCGUUGGGGACUCAUUUGAUUUCUUUUUAAAUUAUAGCAUCAACGGACAGUUGGGUAGGAGGGGAAAGGUCAAUAGUGUCACUUUACAGACUGGUGAACGGAAGCAUCUAUUUGUUGGAUUGGACAGCACAAUGUCUGUUGGUCUACGAGGGCCAACUAAUUUAUUCGGUCAUCCAACUGACCAGUUGCUUCAGGAAUUAGACUUGGAACUAUCACAGUGGAAUUCUGAAUCAAGCAAACAAGUAACCAAGAUUUCUUUUGGGCACUUUCCUCUUUCAUUCUCUGCAUAUUCAUAUUCUGGGAGGAGCCUGAAAGAUAUAUUUCUUCAGCAUUCCAUAUCAGCUUAUCUAUGUGGGCAUCUCCAUACAAGGUUUGGCAAGAAUUUGAAGCGGCAUCACCAACCAGGUCAUCAUUCUGUAUCGUCACGAGAGUUUUUCCAGCUAAAUAUGCAUCAGAAACCUCUCGAAAAUACUAGAGAUUGUUCAUUUAAGGCCUCACCAGUCCAAGAAUUUUGGGAAUGGGAGAUGGGUGACUGGAGGAAGAGUAGAGCUAUGAGAAUUUUGGCCAUUGAUAGAGGUCAUGUUUCAUAUGUUGAUAUCGACUACAAGGCAGGAGCAAAAAAAACUAUUAUACUGCCCACUUUCCCACUGGACUCGCGCUUCAUGUCAACAUCUUCAUCAAGGCACAUGUAUGAUUGUCAACAUAUGAUUCCAUCAUCCUAUGAGACAGUUAGAGCCCUUGUGUUCUCUUCUUCUCCAAUUGUAUCAGUUGUUGCUAGGGUGUAUGACUCAAGAUCUGGGAAUCUCGAUGGGGUAUUGGAGGCAUCAAUGAGAAAGCAUGCGGAUAACAACUCCAGAGGGGACCUUUAUACUGCUCCGUGGAACUAUAGAGCUUUCGAGGACCCAUCUCCUGAUCGAUAUUGGCUUCAAAUAGAAUCUACGGACAUAAUGGGUAGAUUAACUUUGAGUGAGAUAAGACCAUUUUCUCUGAAUGGCCUUAGUGCUAAGAUUUCUUGGACUUGGAAGGAGUUCUUUGUCAUGGGCUGUCAGUGGGCUACCUUGUACUACCCUAUACUGUGGUCUGCUCUAUCUUUCAUUCUCUCCAUUCUUCUUGUUCCAAAGUUUUUCCUUGUUAUCUCGAGGAAGCAGUACACUUACAAGGAUUUUGUUGCAGAGAAAGGUGUCAUAAAGGGUAUAGCAUGUGUUUUGCAAGACCUCUGUAGGAUUCCUGUUUUCUGGUUUGGUAUUUUGGCAUACGUGUUCUAUCUUGUAUUAUGUCCCUGGUUUAUUGGGCGAGUUUUCACCGAUGGAGGGAACAGGGGAUACAUGACCUAUAUGGGUUGGGUAGUGAAGAAUUUUGACUAUAAUGAAAACCUUGAUUAUAUUGGAUCUCCUGAUAUAAUGGUAGUGGUUCUUCCUCAUCUCUUCUUUGUGGUUUUGCCAACUAUCUUUGUCACUGGGGCUUUAGCUGCAGAGAGAGGACUCUAUAGAGAACAUUUUCUAUCACUUUCUGGGAAGAAAGAAGAUGAUUAUGGUUCACAGAGUGAAAGAUCUCUAUUUUAUGAUCACCGACCUGGAAGAAGAUCAAAGUUCCAUUUUGUUGAUCGCUGGAUCAGAAAAGUACUGCUGUUGCUUUGCUUUGCUAUCUGUUGGAAGCAUUUUCAGAGUUGUAGAGCACUCAUGAAAGCUUACGAGAUGAACCCAUUACUCGAUUUUCCAGUAUAUAGCCUGUCAAACCCUCUACUGUUGGGUUAUGCAGUCUGCAAAACCAGAAGAUUUUGAUUUAGCAUAGCCAGAGCGAGAUUUAGGUUAGGUGCAUGGGCUCUGAAGUAGUUUCUGGUGCUAUGUGAACUUCACAGAGAUGCUCGAUUACGGACUUCUUCUCGCUGCAGUUGCUUGAAGAUGAGCCUGAAAAUUGAUAAAAGCGCUCCAUUUUUCCCUCGUCAGGAUAUGACUGUAUACGUGUAAUGGUAGAUGCAUUGAAAUCCAGCAACUCCUCUUUUAUUUUCUGUUAAAAGGACUUCCUGAUUGAGAUUAAAUGA
This is a messenger RNA of Tripterygium wilfordii, 2607 nucleotides long. RefSeq names its product putative metallophosphoesterase At3g03305. Lineage: Eukaryota; Viridiplantae; Streptophyta; Magnoliopsida; Celastrales; Celastraceae. The coding region runs from base 86 to 2347 and encodes 753 amino acids. The transcript has 4 exons. The record is from RefSeq and is a predicted model, not a curated record. Gene Ontology annotation, molecular function: hydrolase activity.